GCUCAGUGCGAUUCCAGCGACCGACGGCCACGUGCGAUGGCGACGCAGACGCGCAUCUUGACGAGCCUCCAGUACAGCUACCCGCCUUCGCUCAAGCCGGCGACGUGGAAGGAUGCGGCGCCGCCCGCGCUGCCGCUGAGCCUCGUCGAGCUCUGCGUCCUCGCGCUCGUCAACGCCGAGGGCCCGGCCAUGCGUGGCGUCGACAUGAUCUUUCCGCGGUUGCCGGAAGAGCUCGCCCAGUCGCUUUUGGCGGCCUUGGCCGACAAAGGCAAGGUGACCGACGACCGCCUCUCGGCGUUCUUGUCCGUGUCGCGCCGCGUGAUUCGCCUCGUGGGCUGCAACAACAUUCGUAAGUCCGUGCUGCGCCAAAUCCCAUUUCGGUGCCCGUACCUGACGUAUCUCGAUCUCUCCAACUGCCUCCAAGUAAACAACACGGUCGUCCAAGACAUUAUGCAGGGCUGUGCCCACCUGCAGCAGCUGCGUCUGGACAACUGCCGCCACAUCACGGAUGCAGCUUUCCAGCCCGAGCAGUCGCUCUUUUACCCGCUGCGUGCCUGCCUGUCGCUCAAGGCGCUGAGCUUUGCGGGCUGCUCGCAAGUGACGCAAGCGCUGAUCCUGAACCUCGUCAAGGCGUACCGGUCGCUCACGCAGCUCAACUUUUCCCGCUGCAAGCGCAUCAACAGCGAGUCGAUCCGCACGCUGCUGCAUGGCUCGAUGACAUUGAAAACACUCAACCUCUCCUUCAUGGACAUUGCAGACGAAGCCUUCGCGUCGUCGCACGCUGGCAACACACACCUUCUCAAGGAACUGGACCUCGGUCAGUGCAAGAUCACGGACGUUGCUCUCUUGUCGCUCGCGCAGUCGUGUCCCGACUUGGAAGUGCUGCGUCUGCGCUGGUGCACGCAGAUCACCGACUUGGGCAUGGUGCGCAUUGCGACACACUGCCGCCGCCUACGCCACCUCGACCUCAACAACUGUGGCUUUGUCACCGACCAGACCGUCCUCGCGCUGGCGCAACACUGUACGAACCUCCGCUGGCUGAACCUCUCGUGGUGCGUCCACGUCACGGACCACAGCAUGGCCGAGCUCGUGAUGGGCUGUCUGCAUCUCGAGGAGCUCCUGGUCGUGUGGUGUAGCCAGCUCACGGACGAGACCUUGGUUGCGCUCCUGGAGCACGCCAAGAAGCUCAAGUGCGUGCACUUGAACGGCUGCAAGGACAACAUGUCACCUGCGCGCUUGGACGAGGUGCGCGCGCAUGGCAUUCAGAUUGCGUCCUAGAUUCGCUAAACCUGUACUAAAAAACCUAUUUAAACCCAA
Saprolegnia parasitica CBS 223.65 is the source of this 1317-nucleotide messenger RNA. RefSeq lists its product as hypothetical. Lineage: Eukaryota; Oomycota; Saprolegniomycetes; Saprolegniales; Saprolegniaceae. Bases 37 to 1278 code for a protein of 413 amino acids. Gene Ontology annotation, cellular component: SCF ubiquitin ligase complex. The transcript is spliced from 7 exons. Gene Ontology annotation, molecular function: protein binding. The record is from RefSeq and is a predicted model, not a curated record. Gene Ontology annotation, biological process: SCF-dependent proteasomal ubiquitin-dependent protein catabolic process.